AUGGCUGCACACGGAAGCAUAUCGCAGGUCCGGCUACACUGUGGUCGGGCAAGAGGCACUUCUGUUCAACCCCGAGGGUAUCGGCUGUGGAAACCAUUUCGCAAGCUAAGGGUGCUGGCCUGGUUUGAUAUGAAGCUUAUCGAUCAUCGAUAUGAUGCCCUUGUUGUUGGAGCACGUCUCAUGGCCGACGUCGGCCUUGCACAAAGCGGUUUGGAGACAGCAGGCAUAUCGAAAUUGCAAUAUAUCCGUAAGGAAGCACCUCAGGUCGUUGUUGAGUUGGAGAGAUACGGAAUGCCCUUUUCGCGCACCGCAGAGGACAAGCUUUAUCAGGCGAGAAGUUUGCAGCGACCUAUUCGAAAGCAGUUCUUGAAAUAUAGCAAGGGUGGACAGGCCAUGCAAUGCUUCAUACUUUAUGUGGACAGGCCUUGA
Messenger RNA from Histoplasma mississippiense, 429 nucleotides. RefSeq lists its product with no specific name. The transcript is spliced from 4 exons. Gene Ontology annotation, biological process: mitochondrial electron transport, succinate to ubiquinone. The record is from RefSeq and is a predicted model, not a curated record. Gene Ontology annotation, molecular function: flavin adenine dinucleotide binding; electron transfer activity; succinate dehydrogenase (quinone) activity. The coding region runs from base 1 to 429 and encodes 142 amino acids. Lineage: Eukaryota; Fungi; Ascomycota; Eurotiomycetes; Onygenales; Ajellomycetaceae.